This is a messenger RNA of Hippopotamus amphibius kiboko, 5167 nucleotides long. RefSeq names its product kelch like family member 21 (gene KLHL21). NCBI's taxonomy places the organism in Eukaryota, Metazoa, Chordata, Mammalia, Artiodactyla, Hippopotamidae. The record is from RefSeq and is a predicted model, not a curated record. Gene Ontology annotation, biological process: protein ubiquitination. Bases 175 to 2034 code for a protein of 619 amino acids. Gene Ontology annotation, molecular function: protein binding. The transcript is spliced from 4 exons.
AGUGGGCGGUGCCGGCGACGCCACGCCCCGGCCCGGCCCGGCCCCCCGGAGGCCCCGGCGCCCGGCCGUAUUUAUAGCGGCGGCGCCCGGCGCGCCGCGUCUCCCCAGCUGGCCCGGGCCGCGGCUUUCCCGAGCGGCGCGCGCAGCGGCCCCCGCGCCCCCAGCCCCGGCGCCAUGGAGCGGCCGGCGCCCCUGGCCGUGCUGCCCUUCUCGGACCCCGCGCACGCGCUGAGCCUGCUGCGCGGCCUGAGCCAGCUCCGCGCCGAGCGCAAGUUCCUGGACGUGACCCUGGAGGCGGCGGGCGGCCGCGACUUCCCGGCGCACCGCGCCGUGCUGGCGGCCGCCAGCCCCUACUUCCGCGCCAUGUUCGCCGGGCAGCUGCGCGAGAGCCGCGCCGAGCGGGUGCGCCUGCACGGCGUGCCGCCCGACAUGCUGCAGCUGCUGCUCGACUUCAGCUACACGGGCCGCGUGGCGGUGAGCGGCGACAACGCCGAGCCGCUGCUGCGCGCCGCCGACCUGCUGCAGUUCCCGGCCGUGAAGGAGGCGUGCGGCGCCUUCCUGCAGCAGCAGCUCGACCUCACCAACUGCCUGGACAUGCAGGACUUCGCCGAGGCCUUCAGCUGCGCGGGGCUGGCGAGCGCGGCGCAGCGCUUCAUCCUGCGCCACGUGGGCGAGCUGGGCGCCGAGCAGCUGGAGCGGCUGCCCCUGGCGCGGCUGCUGCGCUACCUGCGCGACGACGGGCUGUGCGUGCCCAAGGAGGAGGCCGCCUACCAGCUGGCGCUGCGCUGGGUGCGCGCCGACCCGCCGCGCCGCGCCGCGCACUGGCCGCAGCUGCUCGAGGCCGUGCGCCUGCCCUUCGUGCGCCGCUUCUACCUGCUGGCGCACGUCGAGGCCGAGCCGCUGGUGGCCCGCUGCCCGCCCUGCCUGCGCCUGCUGCGCGAGGCGCGCGACUUCCAGGCGGCGCGCUACGACCGCCACGACCGCGGGCCUUGCCCGCGGAUGCGCCCGCGCCCCUCCACCGGCCUCGCCGAGAUCCUGGUGCUCGUGGGCGGCUGCGACCAGGACUGCGACGAGCUGGUCACCGUCGACUGCUACAACCCGCAGACGGGCCAGUGGCGCUACCUGGCCGAGUUCCCCGACCACCUGGGCGGGGGCUACAGCAUCGUGGCGCUGGGCAACGACAUCUACGUGACGGGCGGGUCGGAUGGCUCCCGGCUCUACGACUGCGUGUGGAGGUACAACUCAAGUGUGAAUGAGUGGACGGAGGUGGCACCCAUGCUGAAGGCCCGGGAGUACCACAGCUCCUCCGUGCUGGACGGGCUGCUGUACGUGGUGGCUGCGGACAGCACGGAACGCUACGACCACACCACCGACUCCUGGGAGGCCCUGCAGCCUAUGACCUACCCCAUGGACAACUGUUCCACCACGGCCUGCCGUGGCCGGCUCUACGCCAUCGGCUCUCUGGCCGGCAAGGAGACCAUGGUGAUGCAGUGCUAUGACCCGGAUGUGGACCUGUGGUCGCUGGUGGACUGCGGCCAGCUCCCACCCUGGUCCUUUGCCCCCAAGACAGUGACUCUGAAUGGACUCAUGUACUUCAUCAGGGACGACUCUGCCGAGGUGGACGUGUAUAACCCCACCAAGAACGAGUGGGAUAAGAUCCCGUCGAUGAAUCAGGUACGUGCGCAGACACGCCAGCACGAGGAGCGCGGGCUGGUCCUGGUUUCCAACCACAGUGUCAGCGUGCAUGUAGGGGGCAGCCUGGCCGUCCUUGGAGGGAAGCUCUACGUCUCCGGGGGCUAUGAUAACACCUUUGAACUCUCGGACGUGGUGGAGGCCUACGACCCAGAGACUCGGGCAUGGAGUGUGGUGGGGCGGCUCCCGGAGCCCACCUUCUGGCACGGCAGCGUCAGCAUCUUCCGCCAGUUCAUGCCCCAGACGCCCCUGGGUGGGCGCGGCUUUGAGCUGGACAGCGGCAGCGGUGACGUGGGUGUGGGCUGGCCCCAGCCGCCGCGGAACCCCGCCGAGCUGCACUAGCCCCAGCCCCGCCCGGGGAGGGCCUCAGUGCGGGUAACCCGGCACCUUAGGGGGCAGCACCCCCAUCCUUCGUGCACCAGGACAGGUUGGGCUCACCAGCUGGAGCGUGGGCUCGGGGGCUGCCGAGCGAGCCUGGGGAUCUGACACCUGGAGCGUCUCUGUGCUAUUUAGAGCCUGGGUCGCAGCUGCUGGGGUGAAGGCCGGCUGAGAAUGCCCCUCCCUCAGUCCAGGAAGAGCUGCCUCCCCACCACCAUGUCUCUGGCUCCGGCAAGUCACCCCCCCCCCCCCCGCAGGCCCCCAGCUCACCACUCCAGGGACACGCCCCUCUUGUAGCUGCCACUGUGCCUCCCUGCUCUCCCCUCGGAGAGGAGGGCCACAUCUGGGUAUGAGCGGAGGGGGCGGGGUCCUUCCAAGAGAGUCUGAGGAUGGCCUCGCUGCAGGCCCUGCUGUCCUAGAGCAUCGAUGAUCAGGCAGACGAUGGCUGCAGUGGGGUCCCACUCCACUGCCAGGGCCAGACACCCGGCGGGCCAGCGCCCCAGGUGGAAGGGCUCUGCCUGCCCCGCUCCUUGCCCUGCUGGGGUCUCGCACCAAAACACACCUCAUGGGUGGGCCUCCCAGAGGUGAGCUCAGACCUGGGGGCACAGGGCAGUGGGACUGGACAGGAGUGUGGCCUUGAAGGGGGCCCAGAGGGACCUGCUGAGUGUUUGCUGUCUCCAGUGGGCCUGGGCCCACGCAGGUGCUGGGGGUCCCUGUCCACACACCCACCCGCGGGUGUGGCCCCACCUGGCAUGGGGGCCUCCGGGACCUUCAUCCCAGACCAGUGCGGAAGAGGACAGAAGCCUGCAAGUGCAAGGUCGUAGCUCCUCCCUGGGAGGCCUUGGGACUUUGUCGCUGAAGCCUAGCCAGGCAAACAGCUGCAGACACCCUCGCACAGCGGUCUGUGAGCGGAGGAUCCCGUUGCUUCUCAAGCAGGCCCGGGGCGGGGCAGACUCAGUGCUCGGUCACAAGGUUUCAAACACAGUUGGCCUUUGCCUAAAAGAAGGGGAGGCAGCUAGAAACAGGGUCUGUUCUGUUGGAUUUAUAACCUCUCCCGGUGCCCUUGCUGAGGCUUUCUGCAGGGUGGGGGGAUGCCGCAAGCUCCUCCGAAGGCUGGGCUUCUCCAGGAAGGUGGCAGGAGGAGCUCCCGGGACCCCCUAGCUGGUGUCCCUGGUUUUCUCUGAGGCGUGUGAGCAUUUCGGUAGAUUGGCGGUCUUGGCCCCUCAAGGUUCCCAAAGUAGCCUUUGCUUGAAUCUGCUCUUCCCUUCCAGAGGGGAGGACGUUUACAUUUUCCUCGUUAGAUGAAUGUCCAUCAGUGUGUUCUCACCAAGGAAAAAAGCUUUCUUCACAAGUGGCACUUAAAACCCUUUCGUUGGCCGGACGCCUUGGGGUGCUUGUUGGGUGGGGCCCUGCCUUCCCUCCUGCAUCCUUUGAGGAGCCCUGGCGGGGGGCCGUCGCUGUCAGGUCAGCCGUCUUGCUCUGGAACCCCCUCUGGGGUGGCCACCGCUCACAGCCAGCCCUUCCGGUCCCCUCGCGUCGCGGCUCGUCAGCUGGCCGCUCCCAGCCCCCCAUGUGGCAGGCACGGUGGGAAGGCGGCGGGAGGGGGUGGGUGCCUCCUGCCACAGGCCUUGGCCAGGGUGGGUGCUCGGCCCUCUGUUCCCUCGGGGACCCUCCCCCGGGUCCCCCUCCUGGUCUGUGCGUCCUCCCCCCAGGGUGGCCGAAGCCCCAGGGGCUCCCCCUCCACAGCCCGCACCUCACUUCCCAGGGGUUACUGAGACCGUUCUUCCAGCCCAGGUGCCUGCCUGGCGGGCUGAGCCCACGCAGAGGCGGUCCGGCUCCCGGGGGUGGCUCCAGUUCCCCUGCAGGCAGAGGCUGCCAGGCCUGAUCGCCUGUCUCCUGUCGGGGGCAGGGGGGCGGCAAGGCAGGGCUGCAGGGGAAUGAUGAAGCCCUGAUUAUAUGCCAGUCACCAAGCUCGGUGCAAGACCGUGCCCUGCCCAGUGGGUGUGACAAGCCACACAGAGAUGUGGUGAUGACUUCUGUGACGGGUCAUGGGCGGGCAAGGCCUGAUCUCAUGGGAGACUCCUGGUGCCUCUCGGGGGCUGUCUCCGUAAAGGGCCCUGACAGCCCCAGAAGGCAGGGCAGGGAGUGGGGGGCAGACAAGUGCCAUGGUCACUGGAACUCCCCCCGCCUCCCUCCAGGCAGGUGUGGCUGUGCCUCUGUGUCAAAGGCAGGGAUUUUCUAUAGGCAGUGACGCACAGGGAGAGCUUUUUUGCUGCGACAGGGGACUGCAAACACGUCUUUCUCAUAUAAACCAGCCUUUAUUGCCUGCUGCGGUGGUUCUGGUCAGCGCUGAGGGCCGGAGCCCGGGCCCAGGUCUUUGUCUGGUCGUCCCUGUUUUUGGUCCUUCACCGUGGGACCGAGCAUCCCACUCUCUGGUGGCGGUGCAUCGUGGGGGCUGGGGCGGUGCAGUGAUGUUCACUCUAGAACCACGCAGGUCCCUGUCCCUCAGAUCCCGUCUUUGGUUUAAAAGACCGAAGAUGGGAAGAGGACACAGCAGCCCUGGCAACAGCAGGCUCCAGCUGGGGGUCCGGGAUCAGGGACGACCCCUGAGAAGCAUCUCCUCCCUCCCCUGCCCCCCCCCGCUCCUCGCGGGCUCGGGUUCCCAUCACUCACACGUGUCUGUGUACUGACGGGCCGGGCCCGCCGGGGAGGGCCUGUCUCUACCCAUGGAUGGACGCAGCUUUCUCAGUCAGUGAGACGAGGUAUAAGAUUCAGUGACUAGUGUGUAACGCUGACCUACUGCUGUAGAGUGUUCUGUAUUUAUAUGCCUUCAGAGACUCUUCUGGAUGCGGACCCCUCCCUCCAGCGUCCGACAUCCAGUGCCCGCUCCAGAGCGUGGGGCAGAUUUGUGUAUUUAUUUGUCUGUUGGGUAGGCUGAUGUGUCCAGCAUCCUGUUUAAGGUUUUAGGAUACCUUCAAUACAUAACGUUUUGGAAUAAAAACAUUUCCUAUACAUUUGGUGUCAUUGCCUCUGUCCUGCUGCUGCUGGAUCUUGGAACCUUUGCGCUGAGACCAAGUGCGUGGGGCAAAGGGAGCGA